CCUCGGUGGAGGGAAUUAAUUUCACACGUCUGCGCGAACCAAUAUGUGGUUCGCCAGCUCAUUUAAAUCAAAGUCAUUUGGCGCUGUUACUCUGAAGGUGUAUUUGUUGAAGGAUAGUAUUUCCCUUAAACCUGGAGAGGAAAAAAUAACAAAAAUCAUAUUCUUAUUCUUAUACUAAGAAAAUUGAUAGGGGUUCACGAUUUUCAUCGCUAGUUUUAGGGUUUCAGGCUUUCAGGUCCCUACCUCCUCCUCCACCAUGGGAAAUUUGCUUCUGGAGAGAUAUCUAAACGGGCGCUCUGGAAUCCAUCGCGUGAAUAGAUCUGUCAAUGCAGUUGUUGGGAAGAGAAAAUUGAAAUUGCGUCGCAAGUCUGCUAGUAGGCAAGUGGAUGCUGAGGGUCAUGAUGGUGGUGCAGCCCCGGAAGAAACAACAAUGGAAAAGGUCAGUUUGCGGAGGCUGCAUGCCCGGCUACUUCACAAUCUGUUGUUUCUUUGCCAAUUUUAAUUGUUUGGUGGGUCGAUGGAAGAGUUUGAUUCUCUAUGCAAGCAUUUUGAGUUCUCUGCAGAUGCAAGAAAAUCAUGCACGGAAUGAGAUUGGCAAUGGCAUGCACUUAGACAACGGGGAAAAGAGCUUUGAAGGUAAUUGCGAAGAGAGCCUCCUUGAAGAUGUAAUUUUUUUUUUGUUGUUGAAAUAUUUCCUCCUCGCUUAUCGCCAUCAUCUUCAUUAUUAAAGAAAACAAUUUAUCAAGUCUAACUUUUACAUUUUUUUAAAUUAUAAUAUAACGGAGUAGUUGCAUAGAGUAUGCAUACCGCUUGAACGACCUAGUUGAUCAUCAGGUUCUAUCUAUCAUUAUGCAUGCACAUCUGCAGUGCGGAGUUUCUACAUAUCUAUCUAUCUAUUUUGGCUCUACAGACAUGGAUUUUGUUGUGAUCACUCUGUAAUGAUUUUGUUAUAUGGACCAUGUAAUUGUUGCAUGCUUCAGGACGGAGGCAGUUUUAAUUGUUGCAUGAUUGUUUGAAUAUGCUUUUUUUUCCAACAAUAAAAACAACUUUGAUUG
This is a messenger RNA of Cuscuta campestris, 1055 nucleotides long. The record is from the annotation of a GenBank genome assembly. Lineage: Eukaryota; Viridiplantae; Streptophyta; Magnoliopsida; Solanales; Convolvulaceae.